AUCAGUCUGCGCAGAUUUUAUCAAAUCGUUGCACAGCCAGAUACAUGAGGGCGGAAACAACAUUCUCGAAGGAUAGGAUGGACAUGAUAGCAAUGUCUGUGCAAAAUACUGCGCAGCACCUCCCCUUGAAGGAAUCCUGGAAUCAUCUGCAGCGCGUGAAGGGGAGGGACGGGCGCGCGAGAUGCGAUCUCAGAGACACGCGUUGCACUUUACUUUCACUCAUCUGCACAUCGACAUGAGGAUGGAGCUCGACUCCUCGUGUACUCCUCAUCAUAUCUGCUCAACAAUCCGUUUUUAAUUGGAAGCAGAGAAGCAACAAUUUGUCUGGGAUUAUUUUCACGUUUGUUAAGCACAAUUCUCCUAAAACAUGAGUGACAUCUACGAGUCUGCAGCCAAUUCUCUGGGCUUGUUCAGCAGCCCUUGCCUGACCAAAGUGGAGCUUCGUGUAACCUGCAAAGGGAUUUCAGAUAGGGAUGCCCUCUCUAAACCUGAUCCGUGCGUGGUCAUCAAAAUGCAGUCCCAUGGCCAGUGGCUGGAGGUGGACAGGACAGAGAUCAUACGGAGCUGCAUUAACCCCACGUUUUCCAAAGUCUUCACCCUGGACUUCUACUUCGAGGAAGUCCAGCGUUUACGUUACGAGCUCUACGACAUCAGCAGCAGUCACAAUGACACGAGAGAUGCCGACUGCCUUGGAGCCAUGGAGUGCACACUCGGCCAAAUCAUCUCCCAGCGAAAAUUCACCAAAUCCCUGCAUAAACACGGCAACACAGUCGGGAAGUCUUCAAUCACGAUCACCGCAGAAGAGCUGACGGGAAAUAAUGACUAUGUCGAACUUUCCUUCAGUGCCAGGAAGUUGGAUGAUAAGGACUUCUUCAGCAAGUCUGAUCCAUUUUUGGAGAUCUACAGGGUAAAUGAUGACAACACACAGCAGUUGGUGCACAGAACAGAGACUGUCAUGAACAACCUCAAUCCUGUGUGGAAAACCUUUAAAACGUCCCUGAACUCGCUCUGUAGUGGAGACCAUGACCGAAUACUGAAGUGUACAGUCUGGGACUGGGAUUCGAAUGGAAAGCAUGAUUUCAUAGGAGAAUUUGAGGCUACCUUCAAAGAAAUGCGGUCAGCGAUGGAUGGACGACAGGUCCAGUGGGAAUGCAUAAACCCUAAAUAUAAGGUCAAGAAGAAGAACUACAAGAAUUCUGGGAUUGUCAUUUUAAAUCAAUGCAAGAUAAUUAAGAUGCAUUCUUUUCUGGACUACAUUAUGGGUGGUUGCCAAAUACAGUUUACAGUAGCUAUCGAUUUCACAGCGUCUAAUGGGGAUCCGAAGAACAGUUGUUCGUUACACUACAUUCACCCCUACCAGCCGAACGAAUAUCUGAAAGCUUUAGUCGCAGUUGGGGAGAUUUGCCAAGACUAUGACAGUGACAAAAUGUUCCCGGCUUUUGGCUUUGGUGCUCGGAUCCCUCCGGACUUUAAGGUUUCACACGACUUUGCUGUCAACUUUAAUGAGGACAAUCCUGAAUGUGCAGGUAUCCAAGGUGUGGUUGAGGCCUACCAGAACUGCCUUCCCAAGCUUCAGUUGUACGGUCCCACAAACAUCGCUCCUAUAAUCCAGAAAGUGGCCCACUUUGCUUCUGAGGAGAUGCACACCAAAGAGGCCAUGCAAUACUUCAUCCUUCUCAUCCUGACGGACGGCGUCAUCACAGAUAUGGCGGACACAAGAGAGGCCAUCGUCCAAGCAUCUCACCUGCCUAUGUCCGUCAUCAUUGUGGGUGUGGGAAAUGCAGAUUUCACCGAUAUGGAGAUGCUAGAUGGCGAUGACGGGAUUCUUCGUUCGCCCAAAGGAGAACCAGUGUUGCGUGAUAUUGUGCAGUUUGUACCGUUUCGCAACUUUAAACAUGCUUCUCCCGCCGCUCUGGCAAAAAGUGUCUUAGCCGAGGUCCCCAACCAGGUGGUGGAUUAUUACAACAGUAAAGGAAUCAAGCCCAAGUGCCCCAUCGAGUACGAGUCUUCCAGGACGUUCGGUCACUAAAGCGUUGAACCCACGAGCUGUCGCUCGAUCCCCAAAAUAGCACGUUUCUGUGAAUUUGAAAAACAAAUCUGUUCUACUCUAUUGCAUUUGCAUGCGUAGACUGUGAGACUUGCAUAAGUGUUGCAAUGCUACCAUUCCUAUGAUGUACAUGCGCACAUGUACAGACCCGAAAUGUAUGAAGAGAAGCACCAAGAUGUCUGACCUAAGCAUGAUGACUGGGACUUAUUUAGUGUGUGGAUUAUCUGUUGGUUUCUUUUAUAUAAAAGUUUAUUGAGAUUUUGCUAAAUUUCGUAAUGUUCUUACAUUGUAAAGCAUUUUGGAUCCUAGAGAAUAGCUACUUGAAUUAGUUAUAUAUGACUAUAUAUAUAUAAUAUAUACAGUAAGUGUGGAUAUGAUAUGCUUUAUUUCUCUCUGUAUAUAUUUUUGUCCUAUUUUACAGAUUCAGGGCCAGGUGCAUGAUUGUAUUUUGCAUGUUAAUAAAUAAACCAGCCUUGUUUUUUAAUGGUUCCCCUGGGGCUAGCAUAUUAUUCAUUGCGAUGCUCCUCUCCUAACAAUGUCCACAUGCAAGACUUUAGAACUUGAAGUAUUUUUCGGUAGUUUUAAGUGAUGAUGUACUGAAGACUGUUUGAAAAUAAACUUUGUGCUAUGAAUGAUGCAUUUGUGGGGUUUUAGACAGAAAUAUAAGUAAAAUAAAAUAUCAAUUAAAAAUG
Messenger RNA from Misgurnus anguillicaudatus (oriental weatherfish), 2739 nucleotides. The record is from RefSeq and is a predicted model, not a curated record. NCBI's taxonomy places the organism in Eukaryota, Metazoa, Chordata, Actinopteri, Cypriniformes, Cobitidae.